CCAAUCUAUACCAUCGUUCCCUCCACCCUUCAGUUCAUCGCGCAUCCUUGAAUACCCCAAAGCAGCAGAUUUCUCGUCGCAUUUCCCUCACCCUUCAAUUCAACCCGACAUUCAGCACACCAUGGCUUCCAAACCCAACCCCCAAGCCCUCCAAACGCGCAUCACCCAUCUCCUCAAACACUGGCCCACCGACAAAGUCCGACCCGCUUCCGUCUCCGUCCAGAACUACCUCCAAGCAUGUCUCGGACUACCCACCGCCGAAGCACAACAGAAGAAGGAGCCGCAGCAAGUCCCACAAAAAGUCAACAUCAAUGAGGCGUCACUGAAUGCGUUGUCCUCGUUGCUGGAGGAUCGGUACGCGAGACGGUACCCGUUGUCGCCGCGCUUGCGCCGGCCGGCGAGUAACCCGGAUCACUAUGAUAAUGUUAUUCGGGAGUUUGAGGAGGCGCCGUCGCGGGAUUGGAUGGGGAGGUUGAAGAAGAGGUUGUCGGGGAUGUUGCGGUUGAAAUAGGUGGUUUUAUUCAAUGGGUGGGGAGAGAUGAUUGUGUUGCUGCUCUUGUAUCACUAUGGUGGAGGAGGGUUGGUAUCGGGAGAGGUUACAAAAAAGACAUCUCUGUACUUUUAUGACAAUGUACAUAUAUAAUAUAGCAGGCGAAAUUGGUAUCUGUUCAAUUUUAUGUUCUUCUGAUGGGAAGUCAAG
This is a messenger RNA of Aspergillus ibericus CBS 121593, 700 nucleotides long. Its product is annotated as ubiquinol-cytochrome c reductase complex assembly factor 2. Gene Ontology annotation, molecular function: ribosome binding. The transcript is spliced from 2 exons. The record is from RefSeq and is a predicted model, not a curated record. Gene Ontology annotation, cellular component: Cbp3p-Cbp6 complex; mitochondrion. Bases 122 to 511 code for a protein of 129 amino acids. Lineage: Eukaryota; Fungi; Ascomycota; Eurotiomycetes; Eurotiales; Aspergillaceae. Gene Ontology annotation, biological process: mitochondrial respiratory chain complex III assembly.